Molecule: messenger RNA, 1149 nt
Organism: Prosopis cineraria
Lineage: Eukaryota; Viridiplantae; Streptophyta; Magnoliopsida; Fabales; Fabaceae
Product: E3 ubiquitin-protein ligase AIRP2-like
Exons: 5
Coding region: 151-927 (258 amino acids)
Biological process (GO): protein ubiquitination
Molecular function (GO): ubiquitin protein ligase activity
Source: RefSeq, a predicted model, not a curated record
UUUUAUCUCUGUCUUUCUUCUCUGCUUUUCACAGGCAUAUCCCUUCUCUCUCUCUCUCUCUCUGUGUGGGGUCUCUCUUUGGCAUAAAGUUUCUGGCUUUUUUUGUACAGAAUUGAGAAUUCUCCUUCUCUCUUUUCUUGCCGGGGCUUAAUGUGGCAGAAUCACACCCAUAAGUCGUCAUCUUCUUCUUCGUGUUUGAGAGAUUCUAUUGUGGCUCUCGAAGCUGAUAUUCAACAUGCCAAUACCCUGGCAGCAUCAGUACCACAAGGUUAUGGAGGGGACCAUAUUCAGAUGAAACUAUCAUACAGUCCUCUUGCUCCUUUAUUCCUUAAUUUGAUCCAAUGGAUGGAUUUUACUUGUACCGAUUCUCUCCCUACUUAUCUUGGCUUAUUCCACAUUCUCAUUUACAAGGUGUACGAUGGGAUGCCAAUGCCAUCAUUAUCCUCCAAAGAAAGAAAAGCCUCUCUCAAGGAUUUCUAUGGUGUGAUAUACCCAUCACUGAAGCUACUUGAAGGGGAGUUUAAAGCACAUGAAGCUAAAGAGAAUAAUAGAAGCAAUGGGACACAAUUGGUGAGCAGAAAGAGCCCCAAGAGAGGGUUUGAUGAUAAAGAACAAGACUUGAGAGAUGAUGAAUGUGGAAUCUGCAUGGAGAUCAGCAUGAUCAUGGUCCUCCCUAAUUGUGGCCAUUCCCUCUGCAUUACUUGCUUCCAUGACUGGAAUGUGAGAUCAGAAUCAUGCCCAUUUUGCAGAAGAAGCCUGAAGAGAGUGAGUCCAACAGAUCUGUGGGUUGUGAUCGACAACAACGAGGUGGUCGACAGACUCACGGUUUCAAAAGACAACCUCAGACGCUUCUAUCUCUACGUUGAAUCUCUGCCUCUUCUCACUCACGAUGCUCAUGAUGUCUUCGUCUUCAACUGUAUGCUCUGAUUCCAACCAUCUCUGUAUAUAUCAUCAUCCUCAAUAAACAUGUAUUCAUGUGUCAUAUGUAUUAUUUACAGUGAGAUGAUAUUGACAUGAGAUGAUUCUCCAGGUUAGUUCAUGCUUUGUAACUCAGCUUUUUGGAACCUGAGUUCUGUUAUUCAUGCCUGUAUAUACAUGAAUAGCGUCUGUAUGCAUGGAAUAUGUUCAUAUACAAUGGAUAUUCCUGUU